Molecule: messenger RNA, 2942 nt
Organism: Homalodisca vitripennis (glassy-winged sharpshooter)
Lineage: Eukaryota; Metazoa; Arthropoda; Insecta; Hemiptera; Cicadellidae
Product: tyrosine-protein kinase receptor TYRO3-like
Exons: 6
Coding region: 872-1861 (329 amino acids)
Biological process (GO): synapse organization
Cellular component (GO): neuron projection membrane
Source: RefSeq, a predicted model, not a curated record
UCGCGAGUGGGGAUUUUUCAUUGUCGAUUUCCAUCAAUGUGUUUUAAAUUACCUUCGUGAUUAAAUUGCUACAACUGUUCGAGCGAGUGAUGUGAACAUGCCUGACUACACCGGAAGCGGAUAUCACAGUGCAGUGAUGAGAAGUGCUCCUCUGCAGAAAUGCAAUGCGGUUAAGUGAUUCUCCAAAUCAAUCCGAGUGAUUAUAUAACCCACAUCGAUACCCAGGACUACUGAAUCAAGACAGUGUGGAAAGCUGCUGAGAUGGAUAAAAUUGUUAAACAAGUGUACUACAUCAGCUGUGAAAAUUUAUUGCCAGAUAAAGUUAAAUAACAGCCGUAGAUAUAAACGGAAACAAGACAGGUUUAUUUUAGUGCGUGUGUUUAGUGCUAAAUUAAAAUCAGCACGCCACCUACAAGCUGUACCGAUUAUAUCUCGGAGAUAAGGGACUCUUUUACACCCCCCUGCACGGUAUUCUCGCUCAAAAUACACCAGUGCACUGUUUUAACGCCGUUUUAUUUAGUGUAGCCCUAACAAUAGAGCCGAUUUAAUGGCGGGCCGAUAAGGAUCUCCAGUUUGUUACCUUUACAAAGCCUCAGCCAAUAACGGCGAUAAAAUUGUUGACGUUCCUGCGGGUAUUGCCAAUAAAAUUAUGACUGCUCUCGCUUAUCGCCCAUUGGCUCUCGUAUUGGCGCUUAUAUUUUCCAUUAUCUUUGCCGUUUCAACGGAUAUCUGAAAACCAUUCUUUACCGCUAUUACGACCGCCUGCGAGUGUUGAGUUGUUCUAUCGCUGAUUGUGCUGGUUUUAUUGUAUUUGUGAUUUAUUGCUACGGCGCUACACUUUAACUAUUGCGGUUCGUUAUAUUUUGUGACAAUGGUUGCUUCGUAUCUGUACUUUCUGUGGCGUUUCGUCGCUGUCUUUGUUGUGAUCCAUCAUUCGUCAUCAGUGUUUGGAUCUCCUCCACCUACAGGAGAAUCAUCCAUCGUGUCGAUAGGCGAGACUCCUACUAUCGCUCGACCGCCACCGAGGCCCAUUUCGAUGUCUUCUGGCAGCCGAUACGCCGAACCACCCAGGAUCGUCGAGAGACCAUAUUUCGAUGACGUCAGUCCACGGAAUAUCACAGCUGUUGUGGGCCAGUCCACCACUCUUAAUUGUCGCGUCAAACACCUAGGAGACAGAACUGUUUCCUGGAUGAGGAAGAGAGACUUGCACAUUCUUACUAGUAAUAUCUUCACAUACACCGGAGACGGCAGGUUCGGCGUCAUACACCCAGAGGCCAGUGAUGAGUGGAACCUCCGCAUAGAGUACGUGCAGAAACGGGACGCUGGGAUUUACGAAUGUCAGGUUAACACUGAACCCAAGAUAAACCUCGCCAUUAUGCUCAAUGUUGAAGAAACUAACCCUGGACCACUGGCACCAAAACAGGGCCCCGCAAGCUCCAAACAAGCCGUGGGUGUUGCAGCGGCCCAAGCGAACAUCUGGGGGCCGGAGGACGUGUACGUGAAGAAGGGUUCCACCAUCAGCCUCACAUGUUCGGUAAACAUCCACUCGACCCCGCCAGGCUCCGUGCUGUGGUACCAGGGAGCGUCAGUGGUCGACUUCGACUCCCCUAGGGGCGGCAUCUCGCUAGAGACAGAGAAGACUGAAGCCGGUACCACUAGCAAGCUGCUUGUCACCAAGGCUGCCCUCACAGACUCGGGCAACUAUACUUGUGUGCCGUCCAACGCCAACGCCGCCAGCGUCUAUGUGCACGUACUCAAUGGUGAGCACCCAGCCGCCAUGCAACAUGGGCGGGGCAGCCACGUGAUCAGUUCGACAUGUUGGAUCCUGCUGUCGCUCUUCGUGGGGUCCUCACUCAGGUGAUCCCAGGACCGGCUGUAAGCUACUUCAUAGGCUCCAGUGACGUCAUCCAACAUGACGUCACAUCCGACUAGACGCUGGGACUCGAGUGGGUGGCAACUGGGCCGAACUGUACCUAGUGGUGGGGCGUUGAUGGAUGACAGGCUUUUAUCUACCAAUCGGUUGUGUUGUUAUCAGUCUAUUUCAAUGUUUCUACAAUAAUAAACAAUGUGUUUCUUUUAAAAUAACCUGUUGUACAUUGGUUGUGAAAUUUUACAGUGUACCUCAUUUGAAGGCGUAUGUUUAAAUGAUAUCGUUUAGGUAAUUUUGUCAUGGAAAUUUGUCCAGUAAAAAAUCAAGUUUUUAAUUUCUUUCCAAGAAAUUUAAACAAAUGACAAAUUAACUUGAAAUUAAUAUGUUUCAGCAUUACCUGUUACAGACCAAAAAAUACAAAACAGAAUAAUAAAAGCAAUACUACACACACACUUGUAUAAAUAUAUUUUUAUUUAUUUCAUUCAAUAAAUUCAAUAAUAUAUUUUGUACUUAAACUAAAAAUUUCAACUAUCCAUAGUUUAAAUAACAUUAAAUAUCAUUUAUCAUACAUUCUAAAUUUGAUUUUCAUAAGAAUUAUAUUGGAGCUAGUUCCAGCUAAACAUUCCAGUCUAGUUUUUGUUUUAUUCAUUGAUCCAUCUUAAUCUUGCAAAAUAUAGGAAUGUUUUAUGACGGUUUUAAGUAAAAUUUCUGUAUAAAACUUUUUAACAGAUAUUUUGUUUGCGUGGUUGUAAGUUAGAAAGUAAAUAAACGACUGAGAUUGUGUAAAAACUGUUUAAAAUGUAUAGAAGUGUAACACAACUUAAAAUAUUGUUAGAUAUUUGACAAAUUAGGAUAUCACUUAAGGCUUACAAAGCCUUCUGUAUAUAAUGUACAUACUCUUCGCAAUACAUGUGAUACUAUGUUUAAUAUUGUUUUUAUGUAAAAUUUAGUUAUUAUUAACUGUAAUGUUAUACAAUGACUAAUUCAUGUACAAAUUAUCUUAAAAUUUAUUCAAGGAUUAUGAAUAGUUAUAGUGAUUCUCAGAGAUCAAAUAUACUUGGUUUGGAAAUAA